AGUCGGGCGGGGGGCGCAAGGGGAGGGGAGCAGCGGGCUUGGCCAGCCCUGGCUGGCCAGGCGUUUGCGAAAGCGGCGGUGGCGGCCGGCAUGGGCGAUGGGGGCACUGAGCGCGACCGUGGCCCCACACGCCGGGAGUCGCGCGACGGUCGCGGCGCGGACCGCGGCGGAGCCGAGGACUCGAACGCCGAUGCUGGCGGCCGCAGCCCAGGGGAGAUUGCCGGGACCUCAGCCGCCAGCCCCGCGGGCUCCAGGGAGAGCGGUGCCGACAGCGACGGGCAGCCCGGGCUUGGCGAGUCAGACCAUUGCCGCCGCAUCCUGGUGCGAGAUGCCAAAGGGACCAUCCGGGAAAUUGUCCUGCCCAAGGGCCUGGACCUGGACCGACCCAAGAGGACCCGCACAUCCUUCACAGCCGAGCAGCUAUACCGCCUGGAGAUGGAGUUCCAGCGCUGCCAGUACGUGGUGGGUCGUGAGCGCACUGAGCUGGCCCGCCAGCUGAACCUCUCUGAGACACAGGUGAAGGUCUGGUUCCAGAACCGCCGCACCAAACAGAAGAAAGACCAGAGCAGAGACCUGGAGAAGCGGGCAUCCUCCUCGGCGUCCGAGGCCUUCGCCACCUCCAACAUCCUGAGGCUGCUGGAGCAGGGCAGGCUGCUGUCUGUGCCCAGGGCCCCCAGCCUCCUGGCACUGACCCCCAGCCUGCCGGGCCUGCCUGCUGGCCACAGGGGCACCUCCUUGGGUGACCCCAGGAACUCAUCCCCGCACCUGAACCCACUGACCUCAGCCUCUGCAUCCCCUCCGCUGCCACCUGCUCCUCCAGCGCUCUGCUUUUCCACGGCCCCACUCCUGGACCUGCCUGCCGGCUAUGGACUGGGCUCCUCAGCCUUUGAGCCCUACAGCAGGCCCUACAGCCGGCUAGAACGGAGAGUAGGCAGCCCCAGUGGUGCCAAGAAAGCUAACGCUUAAGCCUCCGCCCCCAUGUGACACUUCGUCCCCAAGCACAGCACCACCCCACCUCCCAAGCCCAGAGGAGGUGGGCAGCCACAAGCCUCCACCGACCUGCCCCACAGCUCAGAGACUGUCGACCGUGACCAGACAGCCGUGGUCACGCAGCUCGUGUGUGUGAGUGCCGUGUGAGUGCGUGCGCCUCUCACUGAAAUAAACGGAUAACAAUGAC
This is a messenger RNA of Pteropus alecto (black flying fox), 1177 nucleotides long. It is a transcript of the gene VAX2, whose product is annotated as ventral anterior homeobox 2. Bases 91 to 966 code for a protein of 291 amino acids. Gene Ontology annotation, biological process: neuron differentiation; central nervous system development; brain development. Gene Ontology annotation, molecular function: DNA binding; DNA-binding transcription factor activity, RNA polymerase II-specific. Lineage: Eukaryota; Metazoa; Chordata; Mammalia; Chiroptera; Pteropodidae. The record is from RefSeq and is a predicted model, not a curated record. The transcript has 3 exons.